CUGGAGAAGAUGGCGGCUUCCUUGUCUCUGCUUGUGAUUGUCGCCGUCACAAUCCGCGCGGCUCUGUUCAGAUCCGGCCUCGCGGAGCUGAUCGCGGAGCGGGUGGAGGUGGUGUCUCCGAUCACCGCCUGGAAGCGAGUGAUCGAAGGUUUGGCACUGCUCGAUCUGGGAGUUUCUCCGUAUUCCGGCGACGUUUUCCACGAGACUCCUCUCAUCAUUUACCUCUUUCACUUUCUGGUGGAUUAUGCAGAAAUCACAUUCAUGCUGGCGGACGUGAUCACAGCCGUGGCUCUUUACAUGGCCGUGAAGGACUUUAACAAACAAGUGUUCAGGAAGCAGAAGUUUUCGGUGGAGGCGGAGCGAUACCCUGCAGACUGCCUGGAGCUCAUCAGGAGCCCCACUGAGAUGUUCUAUCCCCUGAAAGUGGCCAUGUUUUACCUGCUGAACCCGUUCACCAUCUUGUCCUGCGUUGCCAAGUCGACUUGCGGCCUGAACAACGCCGUCAUCUCCUUGUUCGUCCUCACAACCAUAAAAGGAAACGUUUUGCUGAGCGCCAUUUUUCUCUGCUUGGCCACCUACCAGUCCAUCUAUCCUCUGACGCUGUGCGCCCCCGCCAUGCUGUAUCUGAUGCAGCACCAGUACGUCCCGGUGAACCCGCGGCGCGUCGCCUUCUGGUGGUUCGUGGUUCAGUACCUGUUCAUGUACCUGGGCAGUUUGUUCGUCAUCGUCUGCCUGUCCUUCUUCCUGCUCGGCUCCUGGGACUUCCUGCCCUCCGUCUACGGCUUCAUCCUCUCAGUUCCUGACCUGACGCCCAACAUCGGCCUCUUCUGGUAUUUCUUCGCUGAGAUGUUUGAGCAUUUCCGCCUCUUCUUCCUCUGCGUCUUCCAGAUCAACGUCUUCUUCUACACCGUCCCUCUGUGCAUCAAACUGAAGGACCAGCCGGUGUUCCUGAUGUUCAUGCAGCUGGCGGUGAUCUCCAUCUUUAAGUCUUACCCCACGGUGGGCGACACGGCGCUCUACCUGGCCUUCCUUCCCGUCUGGAGCCACCUGCACAGAUUCCUCAGGAACAUCUUCCUGGUUUCCUGCGUCCUACUCGCCUGCUCCGCUCUUUUCCCGGUUCUCUGGCAUCUCUGGAUCUACGCUGGAAGCGCCAACUCCAACUUCUACUACGCCAUCACGCUGCUCUUCAACGUGGCGCAGAUCCUGCUGGUGUCGGAUUAUUUCUACGCCUUCCUGAGGAGGGAGCACCACCUGACGGCCGGACUCUACCUGAAGAAGAAGGAUGGCUCCGAGGCGACGCUGGUGCUAAAAUGAAACGCGCCCUGAUCAAACCUGAUCAAACCUGAUCAAACUUGAUCAAACCUGAUCAAACCUGAUCAAACUUGAUCAAACCUGAUCAAACCUGAUCAAACCUGAUCAAACCUGAUCAAACCUGAUCAAACCUGAUCAAACCUGAUCAAACUUGAUCAAACCUCUUCAGACUGGAAUGAGGAGGAAUAAAAACGCUGAUGCUGCAGAACUCGAAGCGACUCGCCGCCGUUUCCGAUGAAUGAACUUUGAACUGUUGAGGAGGGAAAGUUUCGUCUGAGAAUAUUUUGUUCAGAACUUUUUCUGUUGAAACGUAAAUGUAAGAAACGUGUGAAUGUCCAGAGAAACGCCUCAGCUUCACGUGGUUUUUCCGCUCGACUUGGUGGCUUUUCAUUUCUCGGUGUUGUGAGCAGAUUAUAAAGCUCCGAAAGUUUCAGUUAUUCGUUGGAUCUUUUCUGGGAUGAAAACAACAAAACUUGAUUUUGUUAUUUUGCAGAUUAUGGAUCAAGAUAAAAUUGUCCAAGCUGCAAAAACACAACAUUUAUUUGUGUUUUUUUUCUCAUUUCUUAUAAAAAAAAAAGUCUUAUAACACUUGGAAUAAUAUGAAGCGAAAUGAAUGUGACUUUUCAGCUAAAUGGUGAUCCAUAUUUUAAUUCAAUAAUUAUUUGAUUAAAGUCCUGUUUCCACUGGCAGAUUAUUAAACUUAUUUACAUGGAAAAACGUCUUACUAGUGAAAUAAUCUGCAGGUGAAAUGAUUAUUAUUGAUUUAAAACAAGGUUUUUAUCUGUUGCUCAGAGUUUGUGGUGUUUUUUAUUUCAGGUUUUCUGAGGUUUGGUUUCACAUUAAGGGCUCAAAUGUUGAAUGUUUGCUGCUUUAAUUUGACAUUUAAAAAAUGUUUAAAUUUCAAAACAUUUAAACUUUAUUUUUCUUCUAAAUUCUGAACAUUUUGAUCAGAAACUUUAUGCUGUGAAGUUUCUUCUGUUUUUUAUUAAUGGCUGAAAUUCUCCAUAAAGUUUUUAUGAACUUAUAACCAUUUAAACAUUUAACCUUUUAUAUGCAUAACAAGCCUAAUUAUUGUUUUCUCUUUCAUAAUUACACUAAUAUGAAAUGCUAAUCUGUAAAUUCCCAGAUUAGCAUUUAAACUUAGCUUAGCUUAGCUUAGCUUAGCAUGAAGACCAGAGUUUGGAUGAUAUGUUGGUUGAAAUUAAAAUUUUGCUCCAUGCAGGUAAAAGUUUUCAGGUCCAAACGAAUCUGAACAUUUUGCCUUAAAUUCUGAAAAAAGCAAAACUGUUUUCCACCUAAAAUCUUUGUUUUCUCUCGGCUGAUUCUGUUUCACAGUUUAGUUUGUCAUGUUUACUAACUGGAAAUGAUUUAUUAUUAUUAUUAUUAUUGUUCUCAGUUUGAAUCAUUUUCACCAAUCAGUGUUUUGUUGAAAAAUGAAAAAUUUGCUUUAAUUUUACUGAAAAAUUUUCUUCACAUCUUCAUGUUGAUGGAAAAAUGCAACAGUUUGGUUUUUAUAUUUUCAUCUGAAUCUGAUUUUAUUUAAAUGUUUUGUUUUUCUGGACAGAAAAUCAUUCUGAGGUUUUUGAAAGGAACAAAACGUAUUUUUAUUUGCUGCACUGAAACUUUGCAACAAGCUGAUUUUAUUACUUAUAUUUAUUGUAAUAUUUCAUUUUGUGAACAUGUUCAAUCGGUUUGUGGUGUAACUAAAGCCUGAGGUUUUGCUUUUACUGGUUUUUCUGCUGUGAGUCAAAAAAAGCAACAUUUUUCAGUUUCACCAUAAACAUUUAUUUAAUUGUUAAUUAAUGCAAUAAUUGAA
Molecule: messenger RNA, 3127 nt
Organism: Poeciliopsis prolifica (blackstripe livebearer)
Lineage: Eukaryota; Metazoa; Chordata; Actinopteri; Cyprinodontiformes; Poeciliidae
Product: phosphatidylinositol glycan anchor biosynthesis class U protein-like
Biological process (GO): attachment of GPI anchor to protein; protein localization to cell surface
Cellular component (GO): GPI-anchor transamidase complex; membrane
Source: RefSeq, a predicted model, not a curated record